Phyllopteryx taeniolatus (common seadragon) is the source of this 515-nucleotide messenger RNA. RefSeq names its product cytochrome c oxidase subunit 6A, mitochondrial. Lineage: Eukaryota; Metazoa; Chordata; Actinopteri; Syngnathiformes; Syngnathidae. The coding region runs from base 155 to 451 and encodes 98 amino acids. Gene Ontology annotation, biological process: mitochondrial electron transport, cytochrome c to oxygen. Gene Ontology annotation, cellular component: mitochondrial inner membrane. Gene Ontology annotation, molecular function: enzyme regulator activity. The record is from RefSeq and is a predicted model, not a curated record. The transcript is spliced from 4 exons.
GACAGAUUGAGAGUUGGGAGGAGCCUGCCGCGGUGAGUUCACCUCAGGACAAGACUGAAGGACAAAACAAGCAAGAAGGAGACGAAAGGUAACGCCAGCAACAGGCGCACUGCGAGGGAAAUAAAGACUUAGCAUAUCGCCUGCCUGAAAAAGAAUGUCGUUGUCGGCUGUUGGGCGGGUGCUUGCCGCCGCGUCGCAUUCGAGCCACGAGGGAGGAGCGAGGACCUGGAAGAUCCUGACCUUCGUCCUGGCCUUGCCCGGUGUGGCCGUGUGCAUUGCCAACGGCUACAUGAAGAUGCAGGCGCACUCGCACGAGCAGCCGGAAUUUGUGCCCUACGAACACCUCCGCAUCCGCACCAAGAAAUUCCCAUGGGGCGAUGGCAACCACUCACUGUUCCACAACGCUCACGCCAACGCUCUGCCCGACGGCUACGAGAACUCCCACCACUGAAGGGCUGCCCUUCUACACCGUGAUGAUGUCUUGCACUGAAAUAAAGAUCACCAUUGUGCUUGCA